This is a messenger RNA of Chinchilla lanigera (long-tailed chinchilla), 1800 nucleotides long. RefSeq names its product HtrA serine peptidase 1 (gene Htra1). Lineage: Eukaryota; Metazoa; Chordata; Mammalia; Rodentia; Chinchillidae. The record is from RefSeq and is a predicted model, not a curated record. Gene Ontology annotation, cellular component: extracellular region. Gene Ontology annotation, molecular function: protein binding; serine-type endopeptidase activity. Gene Ontology annotation, biological process: positive regulation of apoptotic process; programmed cell death; proteolysis.
CGUGUGCGGCUGCUGCGAGGUGUGCGGCGCUCCCGAGGGCGCGGCGUGCGGCCUGCAGGAGGGACCGUGCGGCGAGGGGCUGCAGUGCGUGGUGCCCUUCGGGGUGCCAGCCUCGGCCACCGUGCGGCGGCGCGCGCAGUCCGGCAUCUGCGUGUGCACCAGCACCGAGCCAGUGUGCGGCAGCGACGCCAACACCUACGCUAACCUGUGCCAGCUGCGCGCCGCCAGCCGCCGCUCCGAGAGGCUGCACCAGCCGCCGGUUAUCGUCCUGCAGCGCGGCGCCUGUGGCCGAGGGCAGGAAGAUCCUAACAGUUUGCGCCAUAAAUAUAACUUUAUUGCUGACGUCGUGGAGAAGAUUGCUCCUGCUGUGGUUCACAUCGAGUUGUUUCGCAAGCUGCCUUUUUCUAAGAGGGAAGUUCCAGUGGCUAGUGGGUCUGGGUUCAUCGUGUCAGAAGAUGGACUGAUUGUGACGAAUGCCCAUGUAGUAACCAACAAGCACCGGGUCAAAGUUGAGCUGAAGAAUGGAACCAUCCAUGAAGCCAAAAUCAAGGAUGUGGAUGAAAAGGCAGACAUUGCACUUAUCAAAAUUGACCACCAGGAAAAGCUGCCUGUCCUGCUGCUCGGCCGCUCCUCGGAGCUGCGGCCUGGAGAGUUUGUGGUCGCCAUUGGAAGUCCAUUUUCCCUUCAAAACACAGUCACCACUGGGAUCGUCAGCACCACCCAGCGAGGUGGCAAAGAACUUGGGCUCCGGAACUCAGACAUGGACUACAUCCAGACAGAUGCCAUCAUCAACUAUGGAAACUCUGGAGGUCCCUUAGUAAACCUGGAUGGUGAAGUGAUUGGAAUCAACACUUUGAAGGUGACAGCAGGAAUCUCUUUCGCAAUCCCUUCUGAUAAGAUUAAAAAAUUCCUAACUGAGUCUCAUGAUCGGCAGGCGAAAGGCAAAGCCAUCACCAAGAAGAAGUAUAUUGGUAUCCGAAUGAUGUCUCUCACAUCCAGCAAAGCCAAAGAGCUGAAAGAUCGCCACCGAGACUUUCCAGAUGUGCUUUCAGGAGCAUAUAUCAUCGAAGUAAUUCCUGACACCCCAGCAGAAGCUGGUGGUCUCAAGGAAAAUGAUGUCAUAAUCAGCAUCAAUGGACAGUCGGUGAUGUCUGCCAAUGACGUCAGUGACGUCAUAAAAAAGGAAAGCACCCUGAACAUGGUUGUCCGCAGGGGCAAUGAAGAUAUCAUGAUUACAGUGAUUCCUGAAGAAAUUGACCCAUAGGCAGAGGCAUGAGCUGGAUUUCAUGUUUCCCUGAGACUCUCCCGUGGACAAUGCAUGAGAACUCUGGGCUGCUGGCAGAGGACACCCAGGACUUUUGGCCGCCAUUUUGCUCAUUCGGUGGAAACGCCCUGGCCAACAGAAGCCUUCUUGAUAGUUUGCAGGCAAAACCAGUGUAAUGUUGCCGAUGUGCAGGCAGAAGCUCCGCCCUACUGUACCCUAUGUAUGCAGCGCGCUUUUUCUUGCCAGCUUGGGCUGUUCCUGCUUAGUCCACAUUUGUCUCCUUUAACUGAGUCAUGAUGCUAGUCCAACUAAUGCAUUUGAUACAAUGCAUAAGUAACAGGAAGCUCUGGGAGCCAGAAUGGUCCUAGGCCUGUUUAUGCUUUGCUCCAAGUCAGUGCCCAGAGGAGGCCGAUGCACCGAGACCACGAAUGGGUGAACGAUGGCUUUCGAGAAGGCCAAAGUUGCCUCUUUUAGGAUUCUCUUUGGAACGGGAAGUAUGACCUUGAGUUUGAACUAUUAAAAUAUUUCUUCAUACA